CACUGCGGGACUAGCUUCUUGAAAAUGUGAAAAAAUGUCCAAGAAACAUUAUCUUUAAAAUUUGACAAUUACAGUUCUCGUCGGAGAUAGAUGAUCAUUAUUUGAUCGUGAAAUAUUUUCGGAAUAUGUUUUCAUCAAUUAGGACUGUCCUUCAUAGUGCAAAAUGCACUGUUAAAGCUGCAAGUCCAUUCUUCAAUGAUGGUAGGAGUGCCUAUUGGCGUGUCGUCAGCACAGCAAAUUUACAGCACUUUGAUCCCCCAGAGGAGUUUGAUGAUGUUACCUUUCCUGAGCGUCGUAAAUUAAAAUUGAUGCUAAAGGUUCCACUUUUUAUUGGGAAUGAACGACCAAGAAGACAAUUCAAGCGCAUCAUUGACAUAAGAGGCCCUGAAGAGGUGCACACUAAACUAACGCAUGGAAAAUAUGGAAUAGUGGCCCAAGGGGGAGGAUACUUACGUCAUGGCCAUAUAGAGAUGAUACGCUUGGGAAUCAACAAAAGAAUGGAUGAAAAACGUAUGUUUGCGCUAUGGCGAAUUGAUCCAGUAUGGAAACCCGUCACCAAGAAAGGAACAGGACAUCGUAUGGGUGGCGGCAAAGGAAAUAUCGACUACUAUGUCAGCCCUAUAAGACAUGGACGUGUUAUUGUAGAAGUUGGUGGAAAAUGUGAGUUCUCGGAGGUUGAGUACAUGCUAAAAACAGUGGCCCAUCAACUACCUUUUGAGGCCAAGGUAGUGAGUAAGGAAAGUUUGGAAGAGGACAUUAAAUGUGAAGAGGAUAUUAAGAAGAAUAAUAUUAAUCCAUUUACUUUCGAGUACAUUGCGGAGAACAAUAUUUUAGGAUGUCAUAAAUGGCUAGGAAGAUAUGAUAGAAUAUUUAAAGGAAAAUAUAGAUGAACGAUAUAUAAUGUUAAAUGAUUAAAGUGGUACUCAAGAAACUGUGAAAUACGUACAUGUAUAUUCGACUGAGUUACAGCAAUAAAUCUAAUGUAACAUAUAAAACAUGAUAGAAACCUUGUUGACUCGAAAUUCAUGAAUUUGAUAUUAAGGCCAGAUUUUUGAUUAAUGAUGAUGUUCUCAUCUUUUGAAUUUAUGAUGAUCGUUAUGAAAACAAUUUUGUUCAAACAAGCAAAUUAUAAGAAAUUUUUGCAGGGUGGAUUCUUUCACUGGUUUCAUUUUGUAUCACCAGUUGUGGCGAAAUAAAAAAGUUUUGUGAAAAAAU
Molecule: messenger RNA, 1215 nt
Organism: Owenia fusiformis
Lineage: Eukaryota; Metazoa; Annelida; Polychaeta; Sabellida; Oweniidae
Source: the annotation of a GenBank genome assembly